GGUGCGCUUUUUUCGUGACGUUGCCAUAUCGCUGUGACGCAUUGCCACACCAGCUGGUAGGUUAUAUGCGUAUUAUGAACUAGUUCGUACACAAAGUUCCCAAGCAGAAUUAGCCGGGAAGCCAAUGAUAAUACUAUUUGAAGAAUUAGUUAUUACUAAAUUCAACACAAAACUCAAAUAUGACCGAUUAUGUGGUUGAAGGCAUCGAAGGCAAGCGCAUAGUAAAUGGAGUGACCGAAUACUUAUUAAAAUGGCAUGGAUAUCCACGCAGUGAAAACACUUGGGAGCCAGUCGAAAAUCUCUCUUGCCCCGACUUUAUAGCCGCAUUUGAGGAAUCGGAGAGGAACAAAGCACAGGCUAAAAAGAGACCUUCGUCGGAGUAUAGCAAUACACGUGAUGAGCAAAACAAGAAAAUAACUUUCAUAAAAGACGAAACUGAAGAGAAAUUUGGUUUCGAACGUGGAUUGGUCGCUUCGAAAAUACUAGGAGCCACCGAUUCUUCAGGAAAGCUCAUGUUUCUCAUGUCGUGGGAAAAUUCAGAUCGCUACGAACUGGUGCCUGCCAAGCUUGCCAACGUAAAAUGUCCACAUGUCGUAAUUAAAUUUUACGAGGAGCGCCUCACUUGGGAAUCGGAUAAGAAAAACGAAAAUAAUGCAAAAAGAGAACGCUCAGCUAAAAAUGAUAAUAAAGUCGAGAUUGACUUGACAGUUGGCGAGGACGUCAACUUUUGAGCAAGCAUCGGUACGUGCUAUAUACAUACAUACACAUAUUCAUGCACACUAUUUGGAUGAACGGACAUUAGCAGUUAUGCAUAUACGCAGGCAUAUAUGUAAAUGUGUAUGUGGCGGUAAUAUAAAACCAUUUUUAUCUUAGAAUUAUGUAUAUAUAAAUACCAUAUGUAUUUGAAAAGUAACCAUUGUACUUGUCAUAUCCAAUUUCGUUACUUUGUAAUACUUAAGUUGACAGUUUAAAAUAUUAAA
This is a messenger RNA of Drosophila virilis, 980 nucleotides long. The record is from RefSeq and is a predicted model, not a curated record. NCBI's taxonomy places the organism in Eukaryota, Metazoa, Arthropoda, Insecta, Diptera, Drosophilidae.